GAGCCUCUAAAGUUUAUAUCAUAUGUUACUUUGGUUGGUUGCGCAAUACCUGCAGAAGGCUUGCAGCCAUGGCAAUGAUUCCCGUGCGCUGUCAGGCUUAGUGUUGUCGAUCAGACUGUUAGAUAGCCUUUGGCUUCCACGAUUUUGACAUAUUUGACAGAGCAACGCCAUCUUCGUCCUUUUUUCUGAUGCAGCCAGCAAACUUCACAAGAGCCGUCAUGAGUGUCACCGUUUCUCGUUCGACAUCUUACUCUUCACGUUCAAAUCCAUUCACAAGCUCUCGCAAUGAGAUCAAAACGCCGAGUACACAGUCAAGCCUAACAAACCUUCAGACGAAUGGACCUGCUUUCACAAGGAGGAAGUUCAAGUCGUCGCGGUUCACAGGGCCAGAUUACCCAAAACCCUGGUUAGAAGAAAAGGAGCCUCGUCGACGGUGGGAGCGGGUCAUUUUCUGGGUCUCCGUCUUGAUCGGCAUCAUCAUAGGAGGAGUCAUCUGCUACUUUAGCUACAAAUCAGUCUCCAACUUUCAAUAUUGUCUCGUCCUCGAAGAUGACUUCCAGACCCUAGACAAGAGUAUCUGGAACUUUGAGAUUCAACGAGGAGGCUUCGGCAGCGGGUCAUUUGAAUGGACGACCGACGAUCCCCAAAACGCAUAUGUCGAUGCUGAGGGGCUUCAUAUCGUGCCUACAUUGACGACAGAGAGCACUGAUAUUACCCCAGCAGAGCUCAACAAUAAUUAUGUGCUCAACCUGACUACAGCUGGAACCUGCACGGCGGUCUCGGGUAACCCCAAUGACUGCUCGAUCCGCAGCAAUGAUACGUCCGGGACAAUCAUCAACCCCGUCAGGAGUGCCCGACUGAAUACUUCCAAGCGCAAGAACAUCACCUAUGGCCGCGUAGAAGUCGUGGCAAAGGCACCCGCUGGAGACUGGCUCUGGCCUGCGAUCUGGAUGAUGCCAGAGCCUCAAGGCAAGCAUGGAGCCGGGGCAUACGGACAGUGGCCCGCCAGUGGCGAGAUCGAUAUCGCAGAGUUCAGAGGCAAUCCCGGGUCCCAAUACCCCGACGGUCGAGACAGCGUUUCCAGCAGUCUCCAUUGGGGCCCCAUCCCGGCUGCGGAUGCGUGGUGGAAAACCUCUGGUAAGCAUAACUUGCGUCGUACCGACUAUUCAGAGGCUUUCCAUACCUAUGGCCUGGAGUGGUCGGAAAAGUAUCUGUUCAUGUACGUGGACACACGACUGGUGCAAGUUAUGUUCACCAAAUUCACGUCACACAAGAACAUGUGGGACUUUGGCGACUUUGGAGCCGCGCUGGUCAACAACUCGGCCCUGUACAACCCGUGGGCCGGCACAGGACGUAGAAAUACACCGUUCGAUCAACCGUUCUACCUCAUCCUGAACGUGGCCGUCGGGAGUACCAAUGGAUUUUUCAAGGACGGCGUGGCCAACAAACCAUGGGGCGACAAAAGCCUCACUGCUCCACGAGAGUUCUGGGAUGCUCGGACGACCUGGCUACCGACCUGGGGAGAGGGUGCUGCUCGUGGCCUGACAGUACGGUCUGUCAAGAUGUGGAGUCAAGGCGGCUGUACGGCACCAAAAUAACGACCAGUUGUACUUGGCUGAAUAUUUUUUUGCUUUCGCGCUGGGACAGAGCUCGGGUUCGCGUGUAGAAGUUGUGCAAAUGAUUUAUGUACUGUAUAUGGAUAUUAACUUUCAAUAAUACGAGGCUGUGACUUUCCGACACGAAAGCCUAACCCAGGUCUAGAAGCGAGGGGAUGAUGUGCCGCAAGGUUUCU
Molecule: messenger RNA, 1792 nt
Organism: Exophiala oligosperma
Lineage: Eukaryota; Fungi; Ascomycota; Eurotiomycetes; Chaetothyriales; Herpotrichiellaceae
Exons: 2
Coding region: 189-1598 (469 amino acids)
Biological process (GO): carbohydrate metabolic process
Molecular function (GO): hydrolase activity, hydrolyzing O-glycosyl compounds
Source: RefSeq, a predicted model, not a curated record